AUGUCUAAACGGACGCUGUACAUGUCGGCCGAUGACACGGCUAUCUUAAUGGAGUUGACUGGGAGGUACAAGAGAGUACUUGAAAACGAGAAGACAGAUAGUGUGUCAACGAAGGCAGAACAGGACACCUGUGGAAGGCUUACGUCCCAGUUCAACAGCAUGCCCGGCGUUGUCUGCAGAAAUUCAAGGCAGCUUCGGAAAGCCUGGGACAAUUUAAAGACCAAGUGGAAGAAGACGCCAAAGGGCGUCACAAAAACUAUGUCAACUGGUGGCGGUGGCCUUCCCUCACCAAUGGACCCGCUUUUGGAGCAGGUACAGUCUUUGGUCCCCUAUAUUGCAACAAGGGUACAUAACCUUUACGAUGGGGACCGCCAGUCUGCUGAGGUAGAUGACCUUCUGCUCCCCAUGGUGCAAGCACGUCGCGACGAAGGAGAUAUUGAACAUGGGCACCCGCAGGAGACGUACGUCAACAGUGAAUCUACCGAGGAGUUCUGUUGUGACGGUCAAGAGCAGCGCGCUUCUCAGAAUGAUCUCGCUGAUGAGCUCCAUGAGGAGCCUCCUGCCGACACCUCGACGUCGCAGACUCCUGCGCAAUCAAACCGCGCAUCUAGCAACGUAGUACUGCCAACAGGCGCUAUUCAGAGUACGUCGACUGGGCGGAGAGUGAGACCUUAUAGAGGCAGGAACGCUGUUCUUGAGUCUGCUCUCUCUGCAUAA
Molecule: messenger RNA, 717 nt
Organism: Ornithodoros turicata
Lineage: Eukaryota; Metazoa; Arthropoda; Arachnida; Ixodida; Argasidae
Product: myb/SANT-like DNA-binding domain-containing protein 3
Exons: 3
Coding region: 1-717 (238 amino acids)
Source: RefSeq, a predicted model, not a curated record